AUGUUCUUGCCCUAUGAAGAAGGGGGAAGUGGGCCGCCACUGAGCUGGGAGAGCUCUCGACGGCCGCGUGAUCCCGGGGGUGGGGCCGGUUUCGGAUCCAGUGCCAGCUGCCCACCCCCAGGAGGCCCCACAGCCCUGACAACCUCCGAGAAAGUCCCUCCCCGUAGGCGGAGACAUCGCCAAGAAAUCCCGACCCCGGGGCCUGAGGGGGCUAGUACCCAGAGGCUGCCCGGCGCGGACCGUGAAGUUGUGACAGCCAUGGAGAGCUACAGAGGCUUCUUGGCGCUGCUGAUGUCGGCGCUACCGGUCGGCUUCCUGUCGGUGCUUUUCACCCUCAUCUGGGUCCUCCACUACCGAGAGGGGCUCGGCUGGGACGGGAGCUCGCUCGAGUUCAACUGGCACCCGGUGCUCGCGGUGACAGGCUUUAUCUUCAUCCAGGGCAUCGCCAUCAUCGUCUACAGACUGCCAUGGACCUGGAAAUGCAGCAAGUUCCUGAUGAAAUCCAUCCAUGCAGGGUUAAAUGGUGUUGCUACCAUUCUUGCAGUUAUCGCUCUGGUGGCCGUUUUUGAUUUCCACAAUGCCCAAAGUAUCCCCAAUAUGUACAGUCUUCACAGCUGGGUUGGACUGGCAGCUGUCAUAUGCUAUGUCUUACAGCUUUUCACAGGUUUUUUCAUCUUUCUGCUUCCUUGGGCUCCACCUUCUCUCCGAGAAUUUAUCAUGCCCAUACAUGUUUAUUUUGGACUUUUCCUCUUUGGAACAACGAUUGCGACGGCCCUUAUGGGAGUGACAGAGAAACUAAUUUUUGUCCUGUAA
Molecule: messenger RNA, 813 nt
Organism: Marmota flaviventris (yellow-bellied marmot)
Lineage: Eukaryota; Metazoa; Chordata; Mammalia; Rodentia; Sciuridae
Source: RefSeq, a predicted model, not a curated record